Molecule: messenger RNA, 9178 nt
Organism: Branchiostoma belcheri (Belcher's lancelet)
Lineage: Eukaryota; Metazoa; Chordata; Leptocardii; Amphioxiformes; Branchiostomatidae
Exons: 55
Coding region: 149-9070 (2973 amino acids)
Biological process (GO): cell-matrix adhesion
Molecular function (GO): calcium ion binding
Source: RefSeq, a predicted model, not a curated record
CAUUCGUCUUACGUUCGACAGUUUCGACACUGAAGAGGGGUAUGACUUUUUGACCAUCUACGAUGGAACCAGUGAUGAUGCUACAGAGUUACAGAGGUUAACAGGUGACCCGUGGCCAAUCAGCCCCAUCAUCAGUACAUCUAACACGAUGUUCCUGAGGUUUACAUCUGACUACAGUGUCACCCGUCAGGGGUUCAACUUCUCCUACAUAAGCAGUACAGCAGGCCAAUGCUGGGAUCCCGGUGUGCCAGCCAAUGGGAUCAGUGAUAACAACAGUAACUUCACAUCAGGACAGACAGUCAGGUACACCUGUAUGGCCGGGUAUUAUCUGUGGGGAACUGCCAAUAUAACCUGCCAGUCUAACGGAACUUGGAGUGAUGCUACACCAAAUUGUGAAGUGAUGAUGCCUCCGGACAACAGAGGAACAGAGUUUGUGGUUGGAUUUCUACAGAACUACGGACCCAGAGAACUGGAGCUGCUCAUCACCGGCGCGAGUUCAGAACCCGCCAACGUCACCAUCACUGCCCCAGGUGCCAACUACACAGAGCAGCUUAUCGUGACUGACGCAGCUGUACAGGUGGUCACCCUUCCACAUUCCAUCAUGCUCAGUGGACACGAGCGGGCUCAGAAAGGCGUCCUCGUCACCGCCGACCGCGAGAUUAUCCUGUACGGCGUGAAUAAGGGGCGGGGCCCCACAGACGGUUUCCUGGGCCUUCCUGUGGACGUUCUCGGCAGAGAGUAUUUCGUUGCUUCCUACACUCCUGCGUAUCGGGAGUAUCCGUCCGAAUUCGCCAUCUUCGGUGUUGAAAACGACACCUUGAUCAACGUCACUGUUAAAGGGACUGUGUACCAUGACGACCAGUACUAUAAUGCCGGGAGCGUCAUCACGUUCUCGCUAGACCGUCUGGAGGCUAUACAAUUUCAGGGCCAGAACUUCUCGGACCUUACAGGUACCCACAUCGUAUCCGACAAGCCGGUGUCCGUCAUGUCUGGCGUGUUGUGUACCAGUGUGCCAACUCAGUCCGACUGGUGUGAUCACCUAGUUGAACACAUCCCGCCCGUCAACACCUGGGGACGUCGCUUCGUCACGGUCCCGCUAGCCGGGCGUCGAGCAGGCGACUUCUUCCGCCUCGUGGCUGCCAGAAACGGUACCACUGUCAAAGUCACUGGUAUGUCGCCUCGUACGCUGAACGCAGGCGAGUUCUGGGAGCUGGACUUUUCGUCCAACACCUACAAGUCUAUCGCGUCCUCUCAGUCGAUCAUGGUACUGCAGUAUAGCAAGGGGCUGGAUUCGGACGGCACCACAGGAAAUCCCUUUAUGAUGUACCUGCCGUCGGUGGAGCAGUUCGCCGCGGACUACACCUUCACCAAUGUCGACACAUGGUACUCGUCCUACCUCAGCUACGUAAACAUCGUCAUAAAGACGUCAAAAACAUCCGGGCUGACGUUUGACGGCAACCCCUUACAUUCCAACACGAUCUGGUCUCCCAUCCCGGACUCUGAUUUGUCCGCUACGCAACUUUACAUCGGCACUGAGGGAACACACAAGAUCAAGCAUGAAUCCGCAAAUGUUGUCUUCUCCUUAACGUACUACGGCUUAUCUGAAGAUGGCUCCGUCGGUUUUCCCCUGGGUCUCCGACUGGCCAACAUCCCCGGCGGAUGUGACGUCACAGAACCAAUAGUCGGCGACGGAAUCGACAACGACUGUGACCAACUGGUGGACGAGGAGCAACUGAACGGAAUUGAUGAUGACAGUGACGGUCUCAUUGACGAAGAUUUGGCUGACACUACAACCGAGACGACUACUCUAGUCAACGCAAGAACAGAGCCGACCACUCUGUCAUCCAACACGACAACAGAGCCUACCACAACAACAUUGCUAAUCAAUGUCACGACAACUCAGCUUUCAACUUCACCAGACGCAAGUGGAACAAUGGCUACAACAGCUGUUGCGGACUGCGGAUGUCCAUUGCUGCCCUCCGAUACUGAUGUUAGCCUGACCGCAACGACCACUGGCUCCGUGGCAACUUACCGCUGCAAGACGGGAUUUCAGUCCGCGAACGGGAACACAACGCUUACCUGUGGCAGCGAUGGGGAAUGGAAGGGCACACUGCUAACUUGUGAAGCAAUAAUCCCCUGUAUCCGAUUCUGUGGGUUUGGAAGCUGUUUUGUUGAUGGCGACAUUCAGAAGUGUGACUGCAAUACAGGAUACGGAUUUUUUGGUCUUUCCCAGUUUUGCCUAGACAUCAAUGAAUGCGAAGACGGUUUGGAUUAUUGCUUGGGCCGGCCAGCCUGUGUGCCUAACGCGAGGUGCAUCAACUCUCCGUACGGCUCGUACACGUGCCGGUGUCCCAGUGGUUAUACUGGUGACGGGAGAACAUCAUGCGAAGAUGAAGACGAGUGUCUGUCGGCUCCAUGUUCCGAGUUUGCCAACUGCACCAACACAGAAGGCAGCUACACCUGUCAGUGUCUGGACGGAUAUGUGGGGUCUGGCACGGUUUGCACAGAAAUCAACGAGUGCAGCUCCAGCCCCUGUAUCGGUGGAACGUGCGAGGAUUGGAUCAACGGGUACACCUGUACCUGUCGUGAGGGGUUUGCUGGGGAGAGGUGUGAAAUAAAUGUCAACGAUUGUAAACCUCCACCCUGUCUCAACAAUGGGACCUGUAGUGACAGGAUCAACACCUACAGCUGUGACUGUGUGGAUGGGUGGGAGGGAAUCAACUGUGAAGAGGACAUGGAUGAGUGCACGUCUGAUCCUUGUCACCGGCAUGCUCACUGUGGAAAUACAAACGGCUCCUUUAUCUGCACCUGUAAACAAGGUUUCCAUGGAGACGGAUUUGAAUGCACCGAAACUGAUGAGUGUGCUUCCGAUCCCUGCCAAAAUGGAGGAACUUGCAUAAAUGGACUUAAUGAGUAUUCGUGUGACUGUCCAAGUGAAUGGCAGGGCGUUAACUGUGAAAUAGAUGUUAAUGAGUGCCUCCGAGAAAAAUGCCAUCAGAACUCAGCCUGUAACAACUCACCGGGAAGCUACAGCUGCACAUGCAGGGAAGGUUUCUAUGGAAAUGGUCUCACAAAGGAUAAACUCGUGUGUAGAGAAACCAUCCUUUUCCCUUACGGUGAAGAACAAGGGGACAUGUUACUGCCUGACACAGACGACCACAAAGACAUCUCUCUGCCGUCUCUGAUUGACACCAGUAUGGGGUUCCCUUUCUUUGGACAGUUCUACUACAGCCUUUACUUCUCCGAUAACGGGUUGAUAAUAUUCCCGCCGACGGCGCAGUCCCGUGCGCGGAGGGAACCCUACCCGAACCCCAGUCUGUUCAGGAGGAACCAGACCGUACAGGCAGGAUUCCCUCCUAUGGUAGCAGCGUCAUGGGGAGAUGUGGAUCUCACAACGGACGUGGGGAAAGUCUGGUAUCAGGUGUAUUCUGAUGACAGCUCAGUAGACAAUGCCACACAGACAGUGUUUGACAUGGUUUCUACGAGGAUGUACCAGUCCUUCAGCGACACGUUUGUGCCCACCUGGGUACUGGUGGUGACCUGGGACAGUGUACCCUCUGUCGAGGCAAUGUACACAAAACAAAACCCAAACACAUUCCAAGCCGUCCUGGCCACAGAUGGAUCAGAUUCCGUCGCUUUCCUGACCUAUAAGGAAGACGAGAUGCUGUGGACCAAUGAAACCCAGGACGUUCUUCUCGGGUACAACAGCGCUAACGGUGCCAACUUGGAAAACAUCCGGCUGGCAGAUCCGUACAGACCCGACCAAGUCAACGGGAACACGGGGCUGAAAGGACGAUGGGCGUUUAAGUUGGAGAGCGAUGUCACACGGAAAACGAACUACAAGAAGCUGUGUAGUGAGUGGUACAAGACAGAGCCAGACCCUUCAGAGUGGAUUGUAGGAGAAGGCCUGUGUCCCUGCACGCUGCUACAGGCACUGAGGGACCUACGGUUCGCCCCUGUUACAUCGACAUUGUCACCCUUUGACAUCUGGUCACUGCUUCUGGUCAAUCAAGAUCUGGAAGUUUGCUUCAGUCCUCUGUUUGCCAGCCCGACUGGUUCCAGUGUAGACUGUUGUUACAAGUUCCUGGCCCUGAACACUGAGAUACCCCUGGCUGGAAGUCACCACAGAUAUCAACGGUUCUCACAACUUCACACUGACUUUGACGUGAAUCCCAAGUCCUGGUGCUGUAGCCUGUCUGACGAUGAAGACUUCUGUAACCUGUACUAUGAAAAGAGGCCUCCAAACAGCUGUUCUUUCUACAGGCCACCACGUUUAGCCAUAACGUGGGGAGAUCCUCACAUGAAGACACUAGACGGUCUCGCCUACACGUUUAACGGGUUAGGAGAGUUCACCCUUGUCAAGACGAGUGGGGCCAGUGUUGAGUUCAGGCUGCAGGGGCGCACAGAGAAAGCCAUCGCCAACGGUACCCAGGAAGUGGCUGAGGCUACAGUCUUCACGGCAUUCGCAUCAAAGCAAGAUGGCUCCUCGACGGUUGAAAUGGGUAUGAACAAAGACCGGACAAAUAUGACACUGAUAGUGGAUAAACGGUCCAUCAACAUCACUGACCUACGGCAGAACGGUGCGCAGCGUUUCGCCAAUCUGACUCUUCAGUACAAUUUCAACUCGAACCAGACCAGUGUGGCCGCCUCCUUUUCUUCGGGAAUAACAGUGACCGUCACGCUCCAGAAACUCAUGCUGAAUGUACAGUUCGGAGCACCGGAUUCUUUCGAGAACACUACCCGAGGCAUGCUGGGUGUUUGGAACGACAACAUUUUGGACGACUUCACCUAUCCUAACGGCACGGUACUGCAGGCACCAGAGGACAGAAAUCUAACAGAGGAAGAAAUAUUCCCAUGGGGAUUAUCAUGGCAAAUCAAACAAGACGAAAGUCUAUUCACCUACGAGGAUGGACAAAACGCAUCUUCCUUCGCCAAACCAGAUUUCAGGCCAAAAUUUCUCAACCAACUUCUAGCAGCUGUCUCCGCCGAUAAACGAAGCAAGGCUGAGGUUCUGUGUGGCACAAAUGUAGAAUGUCUCUUUGACUUUCUCAGCACAAACGACGCAGAAGUGGGAGAACAAACCAGAUCAAGUAUUGUGACUUUCGAUUCAGACGCAGAGACACUGGCCAACUUUCCACCCAACAUCACAACCAACGCCACAGUCAAUGGGAUAGUUGGACAGCAGGUGGAACUACAGGUCAUUGCUGUUGACCCUGAGGACAAUCCUUUGAGGUAUUCCAUUGGCAACGUCAACAACACUCCUGGGGCAACUAUCAACCCCGUUAACGGUAUCCUUAGAUGGACUCCCAGAAGCCUACUACCAGUGCAACUAGAGAUUAUUGCCCAAGACAACAAAGGAGCCUCUUCGUCGACCUACCCCAUGGUGAAACUCUGCAAUUGUCAACACGGUGGAAUCUGCAACUUUGUCACUAGGGACUUCACUGGAGAUAUCAACCCUGUGGGACAGUUCCAGGUUGUUUCCUGCUCGUGCCCUGAAGCCUGGACAGGAGAGUUCUGUGAGACUGAUAAGAAUGAAUGUGAGGAGGACCCGUGUUAUCCAGGAGCGGCGUGUACAGAUAUGGUAGCACCUAAACAUGGCUUCGAAUGCGGACCAUGCCCCAAUGGUCUGGAUGGGACUGGGGUGAAGUGUUAUGAUAUCAAUGAGUGUGUGCAAGGUCAGCUUUGUGAACAGCCCCAUAACUGUGUGAAUAUCCUGGGCAGCUACACCUGUGGCUGCGACCUUGGUUACCACCUAGACAGCAAUGGCCUCAACUGUACUGAUAUAAACGAGUGCGACAUUAGCACAGCUGAUUGUGCAGUUGAGGCGACAUGCACCAACACAGAGGGCAGCUUUACCUGUACCUGUACUGCCGGAUAUACUGGCAAUGGGACCUACUGCGCAGAUGUUGAUGAAUGUACGACUAGUGCCUCCUGUGAUCGCAAUGCAGUAUGUGACAACACUGUUGGAUCCUACACAUGCACAUGUAAGGCUGGCUAUGAAGGCAGUGGACGCAGAUGUGAGGACAAAGAUGAGUGUGUUGAUCCGGACAUCUGCCACACAAAUGCAAGAUGUACCAACUCCAUCGGCUCCUACAGCUGCAGCUGCAACUCUGGUUACCGCCGCAAGGGAGCAGUGUGCACCAACGUGGAUGAGUGUGAAGAGCUGCUGGACAACUGUAGCCCGGGGCAGGGGAUCUGUACAGAUAACCCUGGGUCCUAUAGCUGUGCCUGUAGGGGUGGAUAUGAAGGAGACGGGAUCACAUGUCAAGAUGUUGACGAGUGUUCAGAUGCUGCUCUGAACAGCUGCACUGAGAACGCGGAUUGUACCAAUACGGAGGGCUCUUAUAACUGCCUGUGUACAGAUGGAUAUGAAGGGAUCGGUACAGUCAUUUGCACCGAUGUAAACGAGUGUGGAAGUUCUAUAGAUGACUGUGCUCAUGAGGCAACCUGCACAAACUCUCCGGGAUCUUACACGUGUUCGUGUAACGCGGGAUUCGUCGGGAAUGGGAUUCAGUGUGAAGAUAUUGAUGAAUGUGUAAGGGGAGAAGCUUACUGUGACAUCGACACAAAAGCCGUCUGUACCAACCUGAUUGGAGGCUACAACUGUACAUGUUAUAAUGGUUACGAAGGAGACGGCAGGCACUGCACAGAUGUGAAUGAGUGUAUGACUGACAACGGUAAAUGCUCUAUGAACUGCUCCAACACUGAUGGAAGUUAUACCUGUAGCUGUGAGGAUGGAUACAGGCUAGCGGUCGAUGGUUUCAAGUGUGAUGAUAUUGACGAGUGUGCAGAACAGCUGGAUGACUGUGAACAGGCCUGUACAAACACAGACGGUGGGUUUAACUGCUCGUGCGUCCCAGGAUUCAUUCAAGUUGGGGACUCCUGUAAAGCCUCUGUAAAUUGCACCAGAACCGUCUGCACGAAUGCUAACUGCUUUGUGAAGAAUGGAAUCGAGAGUUGCCUGUGUUUUUCUGGCUACACCAUCACCAACAAUGGCACAGUUUGUACUGACAUCGACGAAUGUUCAAGUGACACCCUGAAUGCCUGCGACCAGCUGUGUAACAACACAAACGGAGGUUACACGUGUGGUUGCGACAGUGGCUACAUGAUUGGUACUGAUGGUCGACAAUGCACUGAUAUUGAUGAGUGUUCAGACAGCAGUCUGAACGAUUGUGAUCCCAAUGCCUUCUGCAACAACAACCAGGGAGGGUACACCUGUAGCUGCAGACAGGGCUACAUCGGCAAUGGGACAUCCUGUGAAGAUAACGAUGAGUGCACAUUCGGCAGUCGAAUUGUGAAUUGCAGUGCGAAUGCUCAGUGUUUCAACUUCAACGGUGGUUUCAACUGCACCUGUCGGGACGGGUAUACAGGAGACGGCUUCUUCUGUGCCGAUGUGGAUGAGUGUACAGGUGAUUCAGCACACUGCCAUGAGCAAGCAGUAUGCACAAACGUCCUGGGCAGCUUUGAAUGUACCUGCAAAGAUGGGUACAACGGCACCGGAACAGUAUGUGAAGACAUUGAUGAAUGUGAAGAAGGAAUUAGUCAGUGUGAUGGAAACGCAACUUGCACCAACACUGCUGGCUCCUACACCUGCACAUGUGAUGAUGGGUACAUAGGUACAGGGAGAACCUGUACAGAUGUGGACGAGUGUUUAAGUGGGCAAGAUGACUGCCAUGAACAGGCAUCAUGUCUAAACACGGAGGGCAGCUAUGUAUGCUCCUGCAAUACUGGUUUUACAGGCAUCGGGACGUCUUGUGGAGAUGAAGAUGAAUGUAGAGAAGGCACAGAUACCUGCACAGAAAACUCGGUGUGUACGAACACCGUCGGUUCCUUCACGUGUCCCUGUAAGCCUGGUUACUUCGGUAAUAACUGUGUGGAUGUCCAUGAGUGUGAGGACGGCAUUGACAACUGCCAUGGCCACGCAGACUGUACAAAUACCCCUGGUUCCUACAGAUGCACUUGUCAUUCUGGUUACUUUGGAGAUGGAACGGUCUGUACAGCAGUGACAACAGAAAGCACCCGAACUCCAACAACAACAACAACAACAACACCAACACCAACAUCAAUGACUGUCACUCCUGAGCCGCCAAAACCACGAAAGUUUGUACCAGCCCAAAUAACAAUGGAGAGGAAGUUUAGUGCUAAAUACAAUGACAAGACUUCAGCAGAGUACAUGGAAUUAUCAUCACAGUUGAAAACAUCACUCUCUGUCAUCUACACCGGAAUUCCUGGUUUCAUCGAAAUUAUCAUCAUCCAAUUAGUCGAGGGUAGUGUAAAGGCCCGAUACGCCGCUGUUUUCGCCGUGGAAGAAUCUCAACCUGACAGCAUCAUCCAGGAUAUGGCUAAGACGAACCUUCAGCAGGCGAUCACUAGCGGCAGGUUUGACCCCGCGCUCCAGGUCACCAGCAGUAACAGCCUGCAGCCGAUUGUACUUACGGAAGAAGAGCUGGAGCAAGUGGUUGGAGGAUUCUGCCAGGAUGUGCAGUGUGGGGAGGGGGGCGUGUGUUCACGGACUGAGCCGUACCAAGGAGCUGUCAUAGCGGAGUGCCAAUGUCAGGAAAACUUCUGCAACACGGGUACCUGUGAGUACAACGUUCAAGAGGGACCGAAAUGCUCCUGCCCGGCAGUAGAGGGUUCCUGGUACGGAGGGGAGCGAUGUCAGAUCCGUUUGACCCAAGCGGACGUGAUCGGUAUUGCAGCAGGUUGUUUGUGUGCGUUGCUGGUGGUCGCCCUGCUGGUGGCUGUCUGUAUGGCCAAGAGGUCCAGGCAUUCAGCCAAAAUGAGUUACAGGAUUACCUCACCUCCCGUCACCCUACCCAACUACUACACCGCCUCAGAGUCGUGGCAACCGUUUCGUGGCCUUCCGGUCACUGACCUAAGUGAAGACCAGGACGACUACCUUUCACCUGUGGAAUCCCUGGGAACCAGAGGAGGUCCUUUCUUCAACCCAAGCGUGGAGAAUAUACCAACUGGAGAGUUGAAGAUCCCUCGCCCAUCGGUGAUGAAACCAGUUUCUCCUAAACACGAUGAAGAUGAAGGCUGUUUCCAGACCUUUGAGUUCAAGUUCUGAACAUGAGGAACCGGCAGCGAGAAGCCAGUUACAAAUAAACAUCAAGAUGACUAUGAAUAAUUAGUCUUGCAAGAAAAGAACACUAAAAAAAACAGACUGAAAAAUGGG